AUCUUCAGGUUGUAUUUGGACAAAACAUCUGCAACAAGAAUAUAAAGAAACCCAGACUGUAACAGAGACGAGAAGUUUUUGUUCCACCAGUCAUUGCUGACAAUGGAGGAAGUGUAGGGGCUUCACAGAAGCCGCAGUUACAGAAAGGCCUUCAAAAUAUCACAUCGCAUCACUUCCUCAGAUCACUUCAGGCAAGGCACUCUGCGGAGCACGGGGAGAAGCUUCAAAGCCACAUCAUAUACUGUACCUUGCUGCUCAUGAAGCCUCUCUGAUAUGAGUACAUGUACAUGAGACAAAAGAAAAGACAAAGCAUCAUGUCUUAAAGGAAACCAGCUGUUAUGGAAACAAAUGACAAUACUUCUCUGGACAGGAUGACAGGUGAAACCGAGCCAGUGGAAUACAGGAUUGUAGGAUUAGUGUUCUACUGCACAAUCUUCACCAUUGGAAUUAUCGUGAACGUCACAGCACUAUGGGUCUUCAGCCUCACCACCAAGAGGAGGAACUCGGUCACCAUGUACAUGAUGAACGUGGCCUUAGUGGACCUGAUCUUUAUUUUGGUACUGCCAUUCCGCAUGGCUUAUUAUGGGAAGAACUACUGGCCCUUUGGCGAUAUGUUCUGCAGAAUCACAGCAGCCCUGACAGUAUUCUACCCUUGCAUUGCUCUCUGGCUCUUUGCGUUAAUAAGCGCGGACCGGUAUGUAGCCAUAGUGCAGCCCAAGCACAGCAAGGAGCUGAAGAACAUCAGCAAAGCCAUAAUAUCCUGCGCUGGCAUCUGGAUAAUGAGUUUGGGCUGCUCGGCGCCACUGCUUUUUCCAGACAACGACCCCGACAAGGCCAGUAACUUCACCACCUGUGUAAAGAUGCGGGACAUCAUUCAUCUAAAGCAGGACAACCCCGUGAACUUUGUCCGCAUCAUCUUCUUCUUCCUGGUGCCCAUUUUUAUAAUGAUCGGGUGUUACUCCAUCAUCGUCAACAACCUCAUUCACGGGCGGACUUCCAAACUCAAGCCCAAAGUCAAGCAGAAGUCGAUCAGGAUCAUCAUCACCCUGAUCGUGCAGGUGCUUGUGUGCUUCGUGCCCUUCCACGUCUGUUUCGUCUUCUUGCUGCUGGAGAACACUGGGCGUGACUACAGCGCCUGGGCAGCCUUCACGACCUUCAUGAUGAACCUCAGCACCUGCCUGGACAUCAUCCUGUACUACAUAGUGUCCAAACAGUUCCAGGACCGCGUCAUCAGCGUCAUACUGUACCGCAACUACCUGCGCAGUGUCAGGAGGAAGAGCUUGCACACGGGCAGCGUGCGAUCUCUCAGCAACAUUAACAGUGGAAUGAUCUGAGGCAGGAUGAGUCUGAUUGUAUCCAUACUCCAUCUAAAGGCACCAUGGCUCACAACCUCUGCAUGGUCACCUGUUGCUUGAUCUAUGUCAUGUGAAAUAUUUUGAAAAAAUUGAUUUGCACCGUGACAAGAAGUGAGAAAGAAAACAGAACUUACAGCCCGGAUGGCAGAACAUCCACUUUGAGGUCUGAAAAACAGCGCAGAGCUUCGGCAAGCAGGGUGUCAAAGAGGGCCGACAGAAUCCACGCGCCAAACAGGAAAGACUGUGGCCAGAAAGAAAGGCGUGUUACUCAUUGUUGCACUUUUGCUAACAUCCUGCAUCUUUCAUUCAAUUCCCAUUACCAAGAUUCACAAGUAAAGAGGUCAUAUUAUCAUGUUUACUUCCAGCCUGCCACAAGCACAGCUAUGUUGCUUUUCUUACUGUUGUACUCUUCACAUUUAUUGAAGAUUUGAAGUUGCCUUCUAUGCCAUAGCUUUCUGAUGGCCGAUCUUAGGACAGUACCUAAAUCUAGGACACCUCUUGUUCUUCCAGUUUGGUCACUGCAUAUGAGAGCGCCACACUGGCCUGCCUAUAACAGUGGAUGGUUUCAGGAUUUGCACAGGGUAUUAAAAAAUGUGUUUCUCUUUAUUACUUCAUUUUUUAUUCCUUUAGCUUUAAUAAUUCAAUAUCACACUGUCAAAAAUAGGUUAUUUCCUAAGAAAAUACUAAUUUGAAAUAUUCAAAUAAAAAAUAUAUAUCUGUAAUGACAGUUCUGAUUUCCAUACUCUACUCACAUGAAAACUGACAAAAUAUUCAUUAAAAGACUUAUAAUGGCUUGUCAGUACACAUUUUAUGGAACUCUGACAUACUGCACUUCAGUGGAGGGCACGGGCAGAAGAAGAGCAACCUAAAAUUUUUAAAGGUUAAAUGUAUUCCUAAAAAGUCAUCAGUAAUAAUAUCUACAACCCUUUCCAAAGAAAUGGAACAAUAGAGGUUCAUUAUGAAAGAAGUGACAGUACCUUCGGUAGUGUGUUACUUAUUUUACAGCACAGUACUAGUCAGUUUAUAAUUUCGGCACUGAACUGAUAAUAAGUAAACUGAUAAACAAGGAUUAAUUGAAGCUCACUGUAUCAUUUGGAAAUGCACCACUAGUCACCACCUAAGUACUGCAGUAAUAUUAAACAUGCUAAUUUAGUACUAAUAUUGGUUACAUUACUAAUUUAGUACAAAGUCUCAGUGGAGUGAGUAUUUAAAAAGCACUAUGCUUUCCAAGUUUCAGAGCUUAUCUGAAUAGGAGAAA
Messenger RNA from Lepisosteus oculatus (spotted gar), 2613 nucleotides. It is a transcript of the gene gpr18, whose product is annotated as G protein-coupled receptor 18. Gene Ontology annotation, cellular component: plasma membrane. Gene Ontology annotation, biological process: positive regulation of Rho protein signal transduction; phospholipase C-activating G protein-coupled receptor signaling pathway. Gene Ontology annotation, molecular function: G protein-coupled receptor activity. Lineage: Eukaryota; Metazoa; Chordata; Actinopteri; Semionotiformes; Lepisosteidae. The record is from RefSeq and is a predicted model, not a curated record.